Exophiala mesophila is the source of this 1838-nucleotide messenger RNA. RefSeq lists its product as uncharacterized. Gene Ontology annotation, cellular component: mitochondrion. Gene Ontology annotation, molecular function: hydrolase activity, acting on acid anhydrides, in phosphorus-containing anhydrides. The coding region runs from base 289 to 1686 and encodes 465 amino acids. The transcript has a single exon. The record is from RefSeq and is a predicted model, not a curated record. NCBI's taxonomy places the organism in Eukaryota, Fungi, Ascomycota, Eurotiomycetes, Chaetothyriales, Herpotrichiellaceae.
GGCCUUUGGAGAAGCCUCGGUCAUUUCCAUGUUUUGGCAUCCUUGUCCCAUCUCCCCACGGGCCGACAAACCGAGACCGACAUGUCCUUCUGAAAACUACCACAUCUCAUCACUCGAGCGAGCCCUGUCGUACCUAUGAAAGCUGGGAGGAGUGAUUAGAGUGAUUGCAUCUCUGUGCUUUGGCCUCGGAUAGUCUGGACGUGCCGCUCCUUCUGUCUCUACUCCUUCCCCUCCCUGUCGUUACUGUUCCUAUUACCACCUGCCUCGCUCCUUCCUGGUCUUGUUUCAAUGCACAUAUCGGCGCACACCAAUCGCUCUCUUCUCUACUUUUCACACAAUCAUAUUUACAAUUCCUCUGUCAGAGAUCUUGGGCAUUGUCUUCUCAGAUCACUAGAACGACCUCCUCCUCCUCAUCUCCUCCACACCAGUCCUACCUGUAAUCGAGCCUCUCGUCUAGUCCAUCUGCAGGGCAGACAGUUCUAUACCACCAACGUAGGUGCACACACAUCAUUCAGAAGCACAUCAAUCAACGGCUACGCCUCCCCCCUUGCCUAUAGACAUCCCUGCCCUCGUCAUUACUCGCAAUCGGUCCUGCCUCUAUCGGGAAGAACCACGACCAACAUCAUGGCCGCCAAACCCAAAGCCAAGUUUGAGAUCCGAGGAUAUGGGUCACAAAAAGACCCAGCUCCAGCCAGUCCGAGCGCGAGUGUGAUUGUGGUGUCGCCAUCCAACGAGAUCCUACUUCUACACCGUGUCCAGACGUCGUCGGCCUUCCCCUCGGCACAUGUCUUCCCCGGAGGCAACCUCGAGGGGUCAGAUGGUCCCCUACCCAGCGACCCGACCGACCCAGCGCGACACAUUGACUCAGCGGCCUAUCGCACAGGGGCCAUCCGCGAGCUUUUUGAAGAAACCGGAAUCCUCCUUGCACGGCAGUCCCCCACCACAGCAUCGCUCCUCUCUGUUUCACGCGAACAACGCCGGUCCGGACGCGAGGCGGUACACUCAGGCAAGAUUCCUUUUGCACAAUGGCUGAAGUCGAUCGGGGGUGAUGCCGCCGUGCUCGACACCGACCGACUUAUCCCCUUUACGCACUGGGUGACACCCCCCAACGUGCCCAAACGUUUCACCACUCAGAUGUACCUGUACUUUGUGGACGUGGCCGAGUCCGGAAACCCGAGCACACGAGCUACGGGCGACAAGAUCGAGACCAUGGCGCCCGAGUGGCGACGAGCCAGUGCCUGGCUAGAACGCGCCAGGAGCGGCGAGAUCAUUUUGUUCCCGCCACAAUUCCUGCUGUUGUACUUGAUCUCGGAGGUGCUCGAUCGAGGGUUUGUGGACGGCGCGGUUGAGAGCGACAGCGUUGUCGUCAGCAAGAGAGACGAAUUGAGAAAAGUCAUCGAGCAAGGCGGCACCGGCGGCGGGAAGAAGGGUGGCCAGUGGCCUGCUUGGAGAGAUAAAUUCAUCAGUCCGAUCGGCUUGCAAUUUGGCAGAGACGAUAAGAGACAGUUGCUGGGUUUGGACAAGCCUGGUCCCGAGUUGAAGGACUCCCAAUUGCGCGGAGAAUGGGAACACGUGGUCCUAGUCAAAUUUGCAAAGGAGGGCCCAAGACAGGUCGAAGUCGGGCUUCGCGAUCAGAUCUUGAGCGAGGCCAGGGCGAAAGAAAAUGAUGAACGGAGUAAAUUAUAGGGCCGGACACCAUCAGGGUCAUCAGGGUCGGUGGGAUGGUUGUGGGACUAGAUCUACACAUCACAUGUAUUGAGCGAAUGACUUUGAUAUGAAGGAUAUAAUUUGCGCCUUUGGCGUCUCGACCUAGAUUCUCAUUCAAGGCACCAAUGCCU